UAUGCUGCUAAUGGAGCAUGUAUAUUAUUUAUUUCUAUGGUCCAGUGUGUGGCUUCUGGCUGGGCCUUUGGGGCUCAACAGAUGUGCAAUGCAGUUGAAGAUAUGACCGGACAGAAGCCGUGUUUUUUUUUCAAACUCUGCUGGCGUUACUUCACCCCUCUGAUCUGCGUGGUUUGCUUCAUCUGCUCCUUCCUGGAAUACCAGCCCCUAACCAGUGGGAGCUAUGUGUACCCAGACUGGGCCUACUGUCUGGGCUGGGCCAUGGCCCUCUCCUCUGUGGUUGCAGUACCCAUAUGGGCUGUCAGCAAGAUCUGCUUCACAGAGGGCACCCUCAGACAGCGUCUGGUGGUCCUGUGGCAUCCUAUUAGUGACCCUGUCGGUCCAAAGACAAACAAACCACAUCUCCUAACUGAAGCAGAGAUGGAACCGAUGUCAGACCUGUCAGUAUGAAAUGUACUUGUAUAUGGAUUUCUGUAUUCAAGAAGAGCAUGUUACUUUAAGGUGCCAUGGAUACCAUUAGCCACUAGAUGUCACACUCCUCCUCCA
Messenger RNA from Plectropomus leopardus (leopard coralgrouper), 546 nucleotides. NCBI's taxonomy places the organism in Eukaryota, Metazoa, Chordata, Actinopteri, Perciformes, Serranidae. The record is from RefSeq and is a predicted model, not a curated record.